CCGCCUGCAGUCUGCGAGAACGUGCCGCUUUCGGAGGCGUUAACGCGGAAUCUAAGUUGUACAAACGCGCAUGCAAGGACCGCCACUCGUUUGCAUUUAUCAUUGAAUUUUCAGUUCCUGCUUAGAUUCUGCUGCAGAGAUGCGAGUUAUUGAAAGUCUGAGGUGCCCGCUGGUGGGUCUGCCCCUGUAGAAUUGUUGCCCUGUGGUGGCUGUUGAAUAUGGACAAGCCUUGCGUUACCGUGGAUUUAGAGAAAGUUUUAUAGUGUCACUGAGGCUGGACUGACUUUCCAAAAUUGCCAUAUUAAAAAUAUCCCGUGUUUGUGAUUUUCUUCAAGUGUUCCAUACUGUUAGAAAAGAGUGGCUAACACUGGAAUGCCUCAAUUAACUGCAGCUGCUGCUUUGCAGAUUGGUUUAUUAAUAUCUGCACUUCCUGCCCAGUAUAUUUUAACCCGAUUUUUUGGCAGUGAUUCCACCCAGCGUAUCCAGGCAUCAAGAAGGUUAAUCCAUAAAUGGAAUGAAUUCAGAAAAUCUUACUUAAAUUUGCAAGCUUGGAAGGACUGGUUAAAUGAAUGGAGUUUGAAGGAGAGAUCUGUUCAAAAUGAAGACCCUCUUGGGGAGUCUCCAGCUAUUGAAGUCUUGCUAUUGAAAGAGAAGGAUGGAUACUUCGCAGGCUCACCUGAGCCUCGAUCUCCAAGGCCACCAUUUGUCAAAUACAGAGUGGGGCAGGUCUUCAGACACAAAGAUGAAGGAUUCCUUGGUGUGAUAGUUGGAUGGGAUGAGAAUGCAAGAGCCCCAGAAGACUGGCUUAAUGAAAGAUAUCCUUCAGACUUCCAGAAUUUGAAAUACACUCCUCAUUAUAAGGUUCUCGUUCACAUGAAUGAUGGAAUAAAUUCAGAAACACGCUAUAUUCCAGAAGAGGAUAUUGUCAUAUUGACAGGUGUACAGGUGUACCAUCCACUGUUGCCUUCUUUCUUCAGUGUGUUUGAUGGAGACCGAUACAUAAUGAUGCCAUGGCUGAAGCAAGUCUACCCACAUGACUGAAUGAAGGUUAACUUCCAAUAAUGCAGGGAAAGUAAUUUGCCAAAGUAGAAUUAAUGUGGAGCUUUUAAAUACACAGAGUUGCUGAAUAUAUGAUGUAUUUAAAAUACUGGGCUGUUUAUUUUAAAAUGUUUUCAAAUGUUACCAUUACAGGGUACAUAUCUGUUGAUAUUUCCAUUUGGAAGGUCAAAUAAAUGCAAGUUGAUUCAGUCUCUAUAUGAAAGUCAAAAAUAUGUUUCUACUUUUUAAGAGAAUGUUUUCAAAAUAUAUUUUCUUUUAGCAGCAUGGUGAGUAAGCUCAUCAGACAUUUCUGGCCCAUAUGACACACAAGGUCCAUUUUACAGAGUAUCAUGGCCAAUCUUUAUUAAUUAUUUACUGACAUGGUGGGUAAAAAGAAAUCAGAAGGACAAGAGUAAUGUGUACUUCCCCAGAAGGAAUUUAUAGAUUGCUAAUAUUAUAUUGAGACCAUUUAGUGUUCUUAAAUGAGAAAUAAAUCAAAUUGAAACCUCCAUUGUUAUUAAAUGGUAAGUAGUGGUUGAACUUUGACUUUAAGUUAUGAUAUUAUGAAAACCAUGGCUUUUGAAUUUCCUUGAAUUUCUGGAUCAUGAAGUGGAAACAGGGUUCCCACUUCUAAUUGCAGUCCCUAUAAUUUGAGUGUGCCAGAAUCAAUCACAACCAUCCAUCAUUGUGCGUAAUCCAUGCUCACGUGAAUGUUGAGCAAUUUGGCAGGAUGAUACUCAGAACCAAUGAGUGGUAAUGUUGGUGAAAUUGUUUGCAUGUCCUGGGAAAACUCUGGAUAUUAUCCUUGUCCCCACAACCAAAUUAUUUUGCCUAUUUGAUUCUGUGAAGAGCAUCAAAGCCCACAUUUUGUCCAACACAAAAUUAUCAUCUACUUCCAUCUCCAUAAUGUUGCAUCAAUCUGUACUUCACAGCUAAUAUAGCUAAAAAUCAUUUGUCUAUGUAGUAUUCUUUCCUGAAGGUAUUCCAAUUCCAUCAGAAAAAUUGUCAGUUAAUACUUUACUCUUUGAAUUCUAUCCAGUUACCUAUUAACACCAACCUCAUCAAUUUUUGACACCUAUCACCAGGGUAUCAAUUCCAUUGGAACCUAGAAAAUACAAGAACAUGAAAGACCCUGUAGACCCUAGAGUCUAGUUAGAUUAACAUCUGUCAUUGGGAGACUUUAGAAGCUAUUAUGAAGGAUGUUAUUAAUAGGAUACUUAAUAAAAAAAAAUCAAGUUUGUCAGGUAAGGUCAAUCUGGUUUCGUGUGAAAGGAAAAUCAGGUUUGACCAAUUUAUUGGAGUUCUUUGAAAGGGUAACAUUUGCUGUGGAUAAAGAAGAACCAGUGGAGGUACUAAGACUUCCAGAAGGUAUUUGGUGAGGCUCUGCAUCAAAGGUCAUUACGAAAAAUUAAAGCUUGCUGUUACAGAUGUAACAUUAGUGUUGAUAGAAGAUUAUGCCUGUUCUGAUUUCUGUUAGCAGCCAAAUGGGUCUUUUUCUGAUUGGCAAGAUGUUAACAAAUGGUUUGCCACAGGGAUUAGCUGAGACCUCAACUUUUUAUAUAGGUGACUUGAAGUGUGAUUGUUAAAUUUGCUGAUGACACAAAUAUCUGCAGGAAAUUAAGUUACGAAGAGGAUACAAUGACACCACAAAAUUGGUUAAACGAGAGUAGGCACAAUCUGGCAGAGUAUAACAUGGAAAAAUGAGAAAUUGUCUAGUUUGGAAGGGAAAAAAUAAAAGAACCCUGUUAUCAAAAUGAUGAACAAUUGCAGAGCUUUGAGAUGUGGGGCGAGGCAGGGGGAAGUCCUUGUGCAUGAUUUGCAGAAGGUUAGUAUGUAGAUCCAGCAAGCAAUUAGGAAAGCUAAUGGGAUGUCAUUAUUUAUUGCUAUGGAAAAUGAAUACAAAAGCAGGGAGGUUGUGUUUCAGUUAUAUAAGGCAUAGGUGAAAUCACAACUGGAGAAUUGUGUACAAUAUUGGUCUCCUUAUUAAAGGAAGGAUUUUAGUUUUUUGGAAGCAGUUCAGAGACCGUUUGCUAGAACUGAUUGUCUUAAGAGGAAAAGUUGGACAUGCUAGACAUUUAUCAGCUGGAAUUUAGAAGAGCGAGAGUACACUUGAUUGAAAUGCAUAAAUUAUAACGGGGAUGUGUAGAGAAUCUAGAACUAGGGAUCACUGGUUAAAAUAAGGGGAUGCCCAUUUAAGACAGCAAUAAGUCAAAAUAUUUUCAGAGGGUUAUGAGCCUUCAGAACUCACUUCUUUAUAGGAUAGGAUAGUAGAGUGGAGCCUGAGUAUUUUUAAGGCAGAGUAUAACAGAUUCUUGAUAAGCAAGGAGCAAAAGAUUAUUGGAUAUCCAUUACCCACUACUUAAGUCAAUCAAGACAACACAUUAAAACACCUUUUGAUAUCAGAUCCAUUUGUUCUUCAGAAAUCUUUAAAUAUUUAUCAUGGUUUAAUUGAUCUUUUCCUUUAAGAAUCUGGAUAUGUGAAAAGUUUUGCCAGUGGGGAUUGUUUUCUAUUUAAACAAUUCCAGUCUCACUAACUUACCUUCAUUGAUCAGAUAUCUUGCAUUGCACAUCUGUGAAAAGCUGUUUUUCUUUGAUGACAAUUCUCCAUCUUCCCAGAUUAGUGAAAUAGCUUUGUAUUUGGUUUGUUUGCUCCUAUUGUGUAUUUUCUUUAUUUUAGUUGGUAUCAUUUGCAAAUGUAAGAAAUUUAGUUUGUCUGAAUCUCCAAAUAACUUUUAUGAACUAUCAACAGCGACCCCAUCAAUGAUCCCUCUGGUCCCCUACUUUUUAUCUGACAUUCUUUCCUUAAACCACACUCAUUGCAGGGUGAAAGUAACUUAAGUUUCUUACUAUUACAGUCAUAUGAUAACAUUUGACGAUUUAGCCUGUUUGUAGUAAUACCAUUGGCCAUUUUCUUCCCAAUACAUUGUACUGGCCUACUUGCAUCCUUGUCUCAUUGCCAGCUGUUUCUCAACUUCAGACACUCCUGAAAACCUGUUUCCUUAACCCAUACCUUUGAUAUUUCCCCUGUUGGUUCAGUUGUGUCUCAGAAAUGCACUGGAACCAUUUAUUAGUUUAAAGUUUACAGAUAAAUGCAAAUUGUUAAUUUCUUGGCCCAGAUAAACUCUCAGCUGCAUGUAGUUCAGGCCUGGAAUCUUUCUGGUCUGCAUAGUUUACCUCGUAUACAAAUCUGCUUGGAUCAGAGAAGUUUCAUUUUUAUCCUCGACUUGGCACCACCAUUGUACAAGAAAGUAGAGGUGUGAUUUAGUGACUCCCGCUAGUAUUAAAAUCACUUGGAUGCUGUGAGAUGUACAAGAAUGCCAGUGGCACAGUUGUCUUCCAGAUAUUUCCCCUUCCUGUAAGACAAUAACUGGUAUCUGCCACCUGUCCUGUGUUUCCCUUUCAACAGAAUAUACCCAAGAGUGAGAGAUGAAUAAACUUAGGGAUUUGAAUCCAUGUCUAUUCCUAUUCCCUUGGAUCUUGUUAAAUGUUGGUAACAAUAUAUAAUUUUAAAAUGUUUUUUCCAGUCUCAUGUAUAUAACAUGUAAGUAUGCCAGAAUGAUGCACCAGGAUAUUCAAAUAUGUGUCUAUUUGCAUCUUUAAAACAUGCAAUUAUUAUGAUUCAUUUAUGAUCGGUGAACUGACUGAGUGGUCCGCAUACUUGAUAUACUGAGAAAUGUUCAUCUUUCUUCCUAAAUUAUCCUUGGAAUUGAACAUGAAACAGUAUAAUAGUUUAUUAUUAAAAAGUACGUAAGUUCUGUACCAUUGCAUUUCUAUCACCAUUCUUUUAAAAUCAAAGAUUCAGGUUCCAAAUCAUGUGCAUGAUAACUAUUGCAAUAAACAUUUAUUAGAUUUUUUAAAUUCCAUCAUGAAUUCCUGUGAAUAAAGGAAAUGUCAAAGCUAUCUAUUAAGAUGUAAUUUAUUUUGCAUGUUCAGUGAACUGUGCAAGAUGGAAUGAUUCAAAAUAUUAUAGGGGUGUGAUGGUGGCGGGGUGGAAUAUUUGACAACUUUAA
Molecule: messenger RNA, 5048 nt
Organism: Pristis pectinata (smalltooth sawfish)
Lineage: Eukaryota; Metazoa; Chordata; Chondrichthyes; Rhinopristiformes; Pristidae
Exons: 7
Coding region: 373-1041 (222 amino acids)
Molecular function (GO): DNA binding
Source: RefSeq, a predicted model, not a curated record